Diabrotica balteata is the source of this 1093-nucleotide messenger RNA. Lineage: Eukaryota; Metazoa; Arthropoda; Insecta; Coleoptera; Chrysomelidae. The record is from the annotation of a GenBank genome assembly.
GUAUCCAUGCAUCAAUAAAGUAAAUAAUAACCAAAAGCAGCCGCUCUAAAUUUACCUUCUAAAAUAAGUAAAUUUAAAGUAAAUCGGUACUAAAUCACUAAAAAAAAUGGAUGCCGUUGAAAAUAAUCUAUUGAGAGUAACACAAGCUAUCGAAAAGCAAGUUGAUGCUGUAAUCGACCAAAUAGACAAUUUGGAUACCAAUGACCUGGAACAGUUAAAAUUAAAUAGAAUAAAAGAACUGAAGAAAUUUGAAGAACAGAAAAAGAUAUGGUUAAGUCGUGAUCAUGGAAAAUACGAAGAAUUGGCAGAGGAGAAAAUGUUUUUUGACAUCAUCAAGAAGUCGGAAAAUGUUAUCAUACAUUUUUAUAGAGACUCAACCCUUAGAUGCCAAAUUGUAGACAAACAUCUAAAGAUUCUUGCUCCCAAACACAUUGAAACCAGGUUUACUAAAUUAAAUGCAGAAAAAUGUCCGUUUUUAGUAGAAAAACUGAAAGUAAAAACAUUACCUACCAUUGUUCUUAUUCAAAAUGGCGUUAUGGUAGAUAAAAUUGUAGGUUUCAGCCAGUUGGGCAAUACAGACGAAUUUACAACAGACAUACUUGAAUGGAGAAUAGCACAAAAUGGUGUUAUAAAGUAUGAAGGAGACCUAUCAAUACCUCCAGAUCAUACUGAAGAGAAAAAGAAAAUUUUCAAAACAAUUAGGAGCAGUAAUUAUGAUGACGACGAUGAUUUAGAUAUAGAAGAGUAUGGCAUAUUGAGGGAAUCUGCCAAAUCUGAAACAAGACUCAAAAAUGAUAUUCCAGAAUUAACGCCAGAAGAAGCAGCCGAGUUGGGUAUUGAUUAAAGUUGAGUGAAUUUGUUAAUGGAUAUGGUAUAUUUAUAAAAUAUUUUAUAUUAUUGAAAGUAUCCUUAGAGAUAUUCUAAUAUCACAAAAAUAAUGUUGAUAUUUUGCUAUAAUGUUUAUUCCCUCAUCUUUGCUAGAUCUCCACUCUAUUGAUUCCACCCAGUGUUUGUUUAACUUUUAGUUUUGGAUGCCUAAUAUUAACAAACACAAGUAACACUUGCUUUUUAAAUUUUUUUAAUAAAUUUUUUU